UAUGCGCAGUGGAAGUUUCCGGGUCCGCGGACGGGUCUACGCUCUGUUCCAUCAGAAGGUUUCGGGCUGCUCGCGCUCGGUUUAUUACGCAUGAAAUAUGGUAGCUGCCAGUUAGUGGCUUCAUUACAACAGAAGUAGGGUCUAGUGGAGGAGUUUCAGAGUAUCGUUGCCUAAUAUUUAUUAAUUUAUUUGAUCUGAAAUUAUGGUAAAAAAGGACAAAGGUGAUCGGGAGAAGAAGAAGGCAAAGAAACGCCCCUAUGAAGAUGAGGAGGAAGAGGAGGAGCCAAUGGGCAGCGAAUCCCAGGAGGCCGUCCCUUCAGCUGCUGGGAAGCAAGUAGAUGAAUCCAGCACCAAGCUGGACGAGUAUGGAGCCAAGGAUUAUCGCCUGCAGAUGCUUCUAAAAAAUGACCAUUGCUCUCGUCCGCUCUGGGUGGCUCCAGACGGCCACAUCUUCUUGGAAGCCUUCUCACCGGUUUACAAAUACGCCCAGGAUUUCCUGGUGGCGAUUGCAGAGCCUGUGUGCCGCCCCACGCAUAUCCACGAGUACAAGCUGACUGCCUAUUCCCUGUAUGCCGCCGUCAGUGUGGGUCUGCAGACUGGUGAUAUCAUUGAGUACCUGCAGAAGCUUAGCAAGACCUCUGUGCCUGAUGGAAUUGUGCAGUUCAUCAAGCUAUGCACUGUAAGCUAUGGAAAGGUGAAACUUGUCCUGAAGCAUAAUAGGUACUUUGUGGAGAGCACGUUUCCUGACGUGAUACAGCGCCUUCUGCAGGACAACGUCAUCCGAGAUUGUCGCCUUCGUACUGCAGAAGGGGGCGAAACUGAGCUCAUUACGGAGGUCAUUUCAAACAAGUCUGCGAUUUCAAAGUCACUUGGGGAUGGUGCAGGUCCUUCCACUUCCCAGCUGCCGGAGGGCCAAAGCUCGGGUGCGGAGGUGCCUGAGGAUAUCUUCACCUACUAUGAGCAGAUGGACAAGGAAGAGGAGGAGGAAGAGGAGACUCAAACUGUAUCAUUUGAGAUUAGACAGGAGAUGAUUGAGGAGCUGCAGAAACGCUGCAUCCAGCUGGAGUACCCUCUCCUAGCGGAGUAUGACUUUCGCAAUGACACGGUGAACCCGGACAUUAACAUGGACCUGAAGCCCACAGCUGUUCUGAGACCCUACCAGGAGAAGAGUCUGCGUAAGAUGUUUGGCAACGGCAGAGCUCGCUCAGGGGUCAUCGUACUGCCUUGCGGUGCGGGUAAGUCCCUGGUGGGGGUAACGGCGGCCUGCACGGUGCGGAAGCGCUGCCUCGUCCUGGGAAAUUCCUCAGUGUCGGUGGAGCAGUGGAAGGCACAGUUCAAGAUGUGGUCCACCAUUGAUGACAGCCAGAUAUGCCGCUUUACAUCCGACGCCAAGGACAAACCCAUAGGCUGUUCGGUGGCUAUCAGUACCUACUCCAUGCUGGGGCACACCACUAAGCGCUCCUGGGAGGCAGAGCGGGUCAUGGAGUGGAUGCGUAACCAGGAGUGGGGCCUCAUCAUCCUGGACGAGGUCCACACCAUCCCAGCCCGGAUGUUCCGGCGGGUGCUGACAAUCGUUCAGGCUCACUGCAAGCUGGGCCUCACUGCCACACUGGUUCGAGAGGACGACAAGAUCGUGGACCUUAACUUCCUUAUCGGCCCCAAGCUGUAUGAGGCCAACUGGAUGGAGCUGCAGAACAAUGGCUACAUUGCAAAAGUCCAGUGUGCAGAAGUGUGGUGUCCAAUGUCCCCUGAAUUUUACCGGGAAUACGUAUCUAUUAAGACAAAGAAGCGGAUCCUGCUGUACACAAUGAACCCCAACAAGUUCCGCGCCUGCCAGUUCCUCAUCCGCUACCAUGAGCGCCGCAACGACAAGAUCAUCGUCUUUGCCGACAACGUCUUCGCCCUCAAGGAAUAUGCCAUUCGGCUUAACAAGCCGUACAUCUAUGGACCCACCUCACAGGGAGAGCGAAUGCAGAUUCUACAGAACUUCAAGCACAAUCCCAAGAUCAACACUAUCUUCAUCUCCAAGGUUGGAGACACUUCGUUUGACCUUCCUGAAGCGAACGUGCUGAUACAGAUCUCAUCGCACGGUGGAUCACGCAGACAGGAGGCCCAGAGGUUAGGCAGAGUGCUUCGUGCAAAGAAAGGUAUGGUGGCAGAAGAGUACAACGCCUACUUCUACUCACUGGUCUCUCAAGACACGCAGGAAAUGUCCUAUUCUACCAAGAGACAGAGGUUUCUAGUGGACCAGGGCUACAGUUUCAAGGUAAUCACAAAGAUGGCAGGUAUGGAGGAGGAGGAUCUCAUGUUUUCCACCAAGGAGGAACAGCAGCAGCUCUUGCAGAAGGUUCUGGCCGCAUCCGACCUGGAUGCUGAGGAAGAGGUCGUUGCAGGUGAAUCCAGCGGGAGACCACAGUUCUCCCGUCGCUCCGGCACCAUGAGCUCCAUGUCGGGUGCAGAUGACACAGUCUACAUGGAGUACCACUCCGCACGCAGCAGCAAGAACUCCUUCAACAAGAACAUACACCCUCUGUUCAAGCGCUUCAGGAAGUAGACCGUGCUGAACGGAUGCUUAGACAAACUCCUCCACAAAGCAGUGCAGGGGAGCCUUAAUCGAGGACACAGUAGGGAAGUUAAUUAUUGGAUGACAUGCAUCCCUCAAAUCCACCUACAGUUAAGGGUGGAUUUGUCUCAAAGCUAAUGGUGGGAGAUGAGGGAUUCAUCCAGGAUUCAUCCAGGAUACAACACCAUGCCUCUCCUCUCCCCUGUGUCAUGGCAUAUAUAUUUUUUCUUUUCAUGUGGCAUUAUUUAAAAAUGUGACUGUUUAGAACGUAGAAAUUAAUUGUAAAUUUUCUACUGCUCAAUGUGGUUUGCAUUGGCAUAAACGUAUCACUUGCCCCAUGGGCAAGUUAGUAUUACAAUAUUAACAUUAAACAGCAGAAUGUCCUGUGCACCCACCCCAGCGACUAUAGAAGCACACGCUGCGUUAAGCACUGCUUCGGUACUUACAAUGCAGUAUAUACAGUGUUGCUCAGUGUGCUUGUUACAGCUGUGAGUUUGGUUCUGAUACUUGCGUUCAGUGGGUUGUCUAGAUGGGGGGUGUCUCUUACCAAGCUAAUCUUGCUCAGGCAAACAUGGUCCUGGGGCAGUUAUGAUGGGGGGAAUAAGGGAUCCCAUAAGUGGCUGACGAGAUGUUUUUCUGGAGCAGAGCUACAGAACAGUGUGUUACCUGUUUACACAAAUGGGUACAUUGCAAUAUCAGCAAUGGGAAUUCAUGUAAAAUAUUAAAUUGAAUUUUAUGUUUUGCUGUGUA
Molecule: messenger RNA, 3313 nt
Organism: Paramormyrops kingsleyae
Lineage: Eukaryota; Metazoa; Chordata; Actinopteri; Osteoglossiformes; Mormyridae
Gene: ercc3
Product: excision repair cross-complementation group 3
Biological process (GO): nucleotide-excision repair; transcription initiation at RNA polymerase II promoter
Cellular component (GO): transcription factor TFIIH holo complex; nucleotide-excision repair factor 3 complex; transcription preinitiation complex
Molecular function (GO): DNA binding; hydrolase activity; 3'-5' DNA helicase activity
Source: RefSeq, a predicted model, not a curated record